AUGGAAGAUGCAAAAAGUGAACAGGCAGUCAAGCCAAUGAGUGGACAUCUGAGAGACCAGCCAGUGUUUUUACAAAUUUAUGGAAACACGCGAAAGUUACUGGUGCAUUUACGAGAAGGAGGACUUUCAACUGAAAAAAAACCUCCGAAUUUCCGGGACAACCACGAUCAUAAAAACAUGAGAAAAUGUUCGAACGAUUUAAACCGGAGCAUGUUUCUUGGCAAGCUGCCAGUUCUCAGUCAAACCUCGCUUUAUAGAUGGUUUGGGUUGGUUGCAACUGCUGGUCGAGGGUUAUCUUGCAGCGUGCUGGUUUGCGUGAGUAGUGAUUCGGUCUGA
Messenger RNA from Loa loa (African eye worm), 336 nucleotides. RefSeq lists its product as hypothetical. The record is from RefSeq and is a predicted model, not a curated record. The coding region runs from base 1 to 336 and encodes 111 amino acids. Lineage: Eukaryota; Metazoa; Nematoda; Chromadorea; Rhabditida; Onchocercidae. The transcript has 2 exons.